AUGUCCGACGACCAUCUGUCGGGUACUUACAUCCCCGACCACUGCGGUUGCUCUUCGGGGUUGCCGUACAAGUUUUCGACUGACGUCAGCGGUGAGAAGAAAGAAAAUGAUCUGUUUCAUGUAAUUCACAAGGUUCCUUGUGGUGAUGGGCCUUAUGUCAGAGCUAAACAUGCUCAGCUAGUCGAGAAGGAUCCGGAGGCAGCAAUCGUAUGGUUUUGGAAAGCUAUAAAUGCCGGGGAUAGAGUCGAAAGCGCUCUCAAGGACAUGGCUGUUGUCAUGAAGCAACUUAACCGAGCUGAAGAGGCAAUAGAGGCAAUCAAGUCUUUCCGAGGUUUUUGUCCUAAGACAGCCCAAGAAUCACUUGACAACGUGCUCAUCGAUUUGUAUAAGAAAUGCGGGAAAAUUGACGAACAAAUAGCGCUGUUAAAGCAUAAGCUCAAGCUGAUAUAUCUAGGGGAGGCGUUCAACGGGAGGCCCACGAAAACUGCGCGUUCUCAUGGGAAGAAGUUUCAGGUCUCUGUCAAACAAGAAACUUCUAGAAUAUUGGGGAACUUGGCUUGGGCUUAUAUGCUGAAAUCCAAUUUCCUAGCAGCAGAGGCUGUGUACCGUAAGGCCCAGAUGAUCGACCCAGAUGCCAACAAGGCCCUAAACCUGUGUCAUUGCCUCGUCAAGCAGGCCCGUUAUGAUGAGGCCCGCUUGGUUCUUCAGGAUGUGCUGCAGCUCAAGCUUCCGGGCUCGGAUGACUUGAAAAGUAGAAGCCGGGCCGAUGAGUUGUUGUUGGAAUUGGAUUUGCAGGAUGGAAACAACUCGUCUCUGCCAAGUUUUAUGGGCGUAGUGAGUUUCGAAGAGGAUUUUGCCGAGGCACUCGAACGUGUGAUUAGGGAAUGGGCCCCUGCCAGGUCAAGAAGGCUGCCCAUUUUUGAAGAGAUUUCUCAGUUUAGAGAUCAGUUGGCUUGUUGA
Messenger RNA from Striga hermonthica, 960 nucleotides. The record is from the annotation of a GenBank genome assembly. Lineage: Eukaryota; Viridiplantae; Streptophyta; Magnoliopsida; Lamiales; Orobanchaceae.